AAAAAACAAAAAUCGAAGAUUAUCUGUGUGUUUGUGAUCAGAUAGUCAGAGCACAUAGCUCAAUGUUUUAAUCCAUUCUUUGAAGUCAUGAUCCUUUCAGAUUAAAGUCACUUCGAUUCGUGCAAUAGAGUCGUCGUUAACCCAAGGAACUUUUGAGUUCUGCAUUCUCCAAAAAUGGCUACCAAUAGUGACAAAGUUAAUCUCUCGCGCACGUUCAAGUAUUUACUAGCUACACAGUUUAUAUCCAGAAGCAUCCCCUUCAUAUUCAAUUCAUGGAUCGUGAGGCAUCUCACCGAAAAAGACUAUGCGCUAUACGCAGUCCAGUUCCAUCUUUUUGUUACUUGUGUCUUGUUUCUCAGCCGGGAGGGAUUCCGGCGUGCUUGUUUGCGGGCUGACAUUAACAGUGAUGGUCUUGGGUCAGUGGAAAAUGUGACUAGGCUAUUGAAAGUAGCAUGGAUGACUUUUCCACUCGGAAUAGCCAUUACUAUUGCAGCAUCCGUUUUUGUGUUAUGGUGGCAGAACCUUAGUUACUCCGACCCAUAUGCACAGGCUAUCUUGAUUCAUGGAUUUGCGUGUGUACUGGAGCUAAUAGCCGAGCCUUUGUAUAUCCUCUCUCAGACAUUGCUGAGACUAAGGUUACGCCUCAUUGUUGAGACUGUCGCUACAGUUGCACGCUGUGUAACUCUGUGCUCUCUCUUAGUUAUGCAGACCAACAUGGAAAAAGUGAUAAUCUUUGCACUGUCACAAGUUGCAUAUGGAGGUUCCUUAUUUCUUGGGUACUGGGCUUAUUUUCUAAUUUGUGGUGUUUACAGAAGUUCAGAUCUCUUUCCUUUCAGACCUGGGAACCUAAUGAAUUUCGAUAGGCAGCUCUCAAACAUGAGUAUGCUAUUUACUUUUCAGUCCUUCCGGAAAUUGAUCCUUCAAGAAGGUGAAAAGUUGGUCCUUGUAUGGUUAGAUACACCUUAUAAUCAGGCUGUAUAUGGGAUCGUCGACAAACUAGGAAGUUUAGUUGUACGCAUGGUGUUUCUUCCUUUUGAAGAAAGUUCAUACGCUACAUUUGCCAGGUUCGCAUCAGGUGAUCAUCAGGAAAGGAAAAAGAAACUCGGAAUAUGCUUGACUGAGGCCUUGAAGUUUGUGAUAUUAAUAGGUCUUAUAUUUAUGGCAUUUGGUCCGAGUUAUUCGUACUCUCUCAUCAGAUUGCUGUAUGGUGAAAAAUGGAGCGAUGGAGAAGCUUCCUUGGCCCUACAGUUUUAUUGUCUCUACAUCAUCGUCCUGGCCAUGAACGGAACCUCCGAAGCAUUUUUACAUGCAGUUGGAUCAGAGAAUGAACUUCAGCGCUCAAACGACAUGUUGCUUGUAUUUUCAUUGGUUUACGUCACCUUAAAUAUUCUGCUGAUAAGAUCUGCCGGAGCAAUAGGUUUAAUCAUGGCGAAUUCUUUGAAUAUGAUUUUUAGGAUAAUCUAUUCAGGGAAGUUCAUCCAACGUUACUUCCAGGGCACUUCUUCGUUCUCGUUCCGAAAAUGCUUCCCUUUAGGUUGGCAAAUUCUUAUCCUUUCGAGCAUAAUUACUCUCAUCUCAGAGAAAACUGUUCUCCACCGUAUGAAUUUCUGGGGAACAUUUCCUCUCCAUUUCGCCAUCGGUUUCAUCUGCUUCUGUGUUUCGGCCAUUGUCAUAUACCGGCGUGAGAGGCUGUUCAUCAAAAGAAUCAUACAUUUCAGGGAUUACAAUCACGACGACUGAAGUAACCAAGAAAUCGGUAUAAGUCCUGCUUAGAGUACGGGUAACGAUUAGGUUUAUGCUUACAAACAGAUUUUAACGCUGAGAAAGAAAAAGUGAUUACUUCUGUAUUACCGAAUCCAGCUUUAAUGGAAAAAAAAACUUCAAUUCUUAUACGAGUUAUUUUA
Capsella rubella is the source of this 1904-nucleotide messenger RNA. Its product is annotated as protein RFT1 homolog. Gene Ontology annotation, biological process: glycolipid translocation; dolichol-linked oligosaccharide biosynthetic process. Gene Ontology annotation, cellular component: endoplasmic reticulum membrane. Lineage: Eukaryota; Viridiplantae; Streptophyta; Magnoliopsida; Brassicales; Brassicaceae. The record is from RefSeq and is a predicted model, not a curated record. The coding region runs from base 175 to 1740 and encodes 521 amino acids. The transcript has 14 exons.